Messenger RNA from Mangifera indica (mango), 681 nucleotides. RefSeq names its product chaperone protein dnaJ 11, chloroplastic-like. The transcript has a single exon. The record is from RefSeq and is a predicted model, not a curated record. Lineage: Eukaryota; Viridiplantae; Streptophyta; Magnoliopsida; Sapindales; Anacardiaceae. Bases 45 to 572 code for a protein of 175 amino acids.
CUUAAACCGAGUCAACAUGAUCAUCGCAUCUCUCAAAACCCAUCAUGGCUUCCACUUCCUCUUCUUUUCUUUCAUCUUUCAGCUCCACAGCUCAUUUCUAUGGCUCAAAUUUUGUGGGCAAUGAAGGUCAUUCCCAUCCCGUGUCUGUCAAACUCCGCCCACUACGUAUAUCAGCCGCUUGUGCAGCAACGGCGGAGAGAACAGCCUCUCAAUUCAUUGGGUCACCACCAGCGGCGGCUUCCCUUUACGAAGUUCUGGGGAUUCAAACCGGUGCCACAUGUCGGGAAAUCAAGACUGCUUACCGGAAGUUGGCAAGAGUUUUACACCCAGAUGUAGCAACUAACAGUCAAAAGGAGAUUAAAGCUUAUGAGUUCAUCAAGGUACAUGAAGCAUACGAAACUCUUUCUGAUCCGGAAAAGCGAGCAGAUUACGACCGUUCCUUAUUCAAGCGAAGAAGGCCACUGAGUUCUCCUUUUGCAAUGUCAGGAGGGAUAACUACAAUGGCUACCACGUCAAAUUCAAAAUUUUCCGGCUAUACACGGCGGUCUUGGGAAACUGAUCAAUGCUGGUAGCUAGGAAAUGCUAAAUAGUGUGAUGUAAAUAUCUAUAAUUGCUAUUGAAACUAAAACCAGGCGGCAUUUUUACAGCCUGGAAGUAAUGAAGAUUUCAGUUCGUUAAAAA